GCCAACCUUGUCAUCACAGUUGUAAAUCGAAAUAAAUCCUGUGGCUUUUCUCUGUCGGAGUCCCGUGCCUUCCUGCUUCGUCGACCUGUUCGUCGUGCUGGUCAGGUGAGCCAGCAGGGACUCUGCAAACUCCAAUCCAAGGUUGGGCAGGUGCUCUGCCUUUGCAUUGAUAGUAGGAGUUCCUACUUAGCACAGGCUAAAAGUAGUAGAAAGGAAAGUAAAAGAAAACUCUGCACAUUACACAAUCCUACAAGAAUCCCAUCAGCCAAACUUCCUGAACUACAAAUCCAACAAGACUCCUUUCAAGGCUGCAGCAUCUUUUACACACAUCCAUCUUUCGCUGUUGCCACGAGCCGGCCAGCCACUUCCAUCUUUCGCCAUUCCUGCAGCUGGCAGCAAGUCAUAAGUGUCCCUGCCGACCAACCACAAAGAAUUAAAGACGCGAGCGAGGCCCGGAGGACGCCAUUGCCGCCCUCCAUCUCCUCCUCCUUGGCUUCAACUCCACUCCUCCCAUGCUUGCUUUCCAACCCAAGGGAUAACCGCCCGUCCAAGCGCCUCCACGUACGCCCCAACUGCACCGAGCAAGAACAGCAAGUAGUGGAGGACGACGUGGUCCGUUGAUCUGCCCAUCUCCAUGGGGAAGCUUAGCUGCAGGAGCCUCUGCUGCAUGGGCCCUCCGCGGGCGGCCUCGCCGGCCGGCGCCGCCGUCGACGCCACCGCCGGCGUCAGGGUCAAGGUCAGCGACCGAUAUGUUGAGAUAAAAAAUGGCAUCUUUGAGCUGACGCUGUCCAACCCCGACGGGAUCGUGACCGGUGUACGCUACAAUGGUGUGGAUAACCUCAUGGAAAUCCUUAACAAGGAAGACAACAGAGGGUACUGGGACCUUGUUUGGAACCCACCAGGACAGAAAACUGGCAUCUUUGAUGUGAUCAAAGGUACUGAGUUUCGCAUCAUAUAUCAUGAUGAGAACCAGGCUGAGGUCUCCUUCACCAGAAACUGGGAUCCUUCUCUAGAAGGCAAAGCUGUCCCCUUGAACAUCGAUAAGAGGUUCAUCGUUCUCCGGGGUUCUUCAGGAUUCUACACCUAUGGAAUCUACGAGCAUAAGGAAGGAUGGCCUGAUUUUGGCUUGGGAGAGACAAGGGUUGCUUUCAAGCUCCGGAAAGACAAGUUUCAUUACAUGGCAUUGGCUGACGACAGGCAGAGAAUUAUGCCAAUGCCCGACGACCGACUGCCUCCCCGAGGUCAGCCAUUAGCAUACCCUGAGGCUGUGCUCCUUGUGGACCCAAUCAAUCCUGACCUCAGAGGGGAGGUUGACGACAAGUACCAGUACUCUUGCGAGGACCAGUACAACAAUGUCCAUGGAUGGAUGUCAUUCGAUCCUCCCAUUGGCUUCUGGCAGAUCACUCCAAGUGAUGAGUUCAGGACAGGAGGACCCCUGAAGCAGAAUUUGACCUCUCAUGUUGGCCCCACUAUGCUGGCUAUGUUUCUUAGCGCACAUUAUGCGGGGGAUGACCUUUCACCCAUGUUUACGAAUGGAGAAUACUGGAAAAAGGUCCAUGGACCGGUAUUCAUGUACCUUAAUUCCAGUUGGGACGGGAGUGACCCAACCAUGCUCUGGGAGGAUGCAAAAGUUCAGAUGAUGAUUGAGAAAGAAAGCUGGCCAUAUUCUUUCGCACUUUCAGAUGAUUUUCAGAAGACUGAGCAAAGAGGAUGCGUCUCUGGUAGAUUAUUAGUUCGUGACAGGUAUAUAGAUGAUGGGGACCUUUAUGCCUCUGGAGCCUAUGUAGGCUUGGCCCUACCAGGAGAAGCUGGAUCCUGGCAAAGAGAGUGCAAGGGAUACCAAUUCUGGUGUAGAGCAGACGUAGAUGGGAGCUUCUACAUAAGGAACAUUGUAACUGGGAACUACAACCUGUAUGCAUGGGUUCCCGGUUUCAUAGGGGACUACAAAUUAGAUGCUACACUGACGAUAGCUUCAGGGGAUGAUAUUUAUCUGGGUGACCUUGUGUAUCAACCACCAAGAGACGGUCCGACGAUGUGGGAGAUUGGAGUACCUGAUCGAUCUGCCGCUGAGUUCUAUGUUCCAGAACCUAACCCCAAAUACGUCAAUAGAUUGUACAUCAACCACCCUGACAGGUUUAGGCAAUACGGACUUUGGGAACGAUAUGCAGAACUAUACCCAGACAGUGAUCUGGUGUACACAAUCGGCCAGAGCGACUAUAGCACCGAUUGGUUCUAUGCUCACGUUAACAGAAAAGUUGAUGAGAACACUUACCAACCAACUACAUGGCAAAUCAAGUUCAAUCUUGACAGUGUGAGUCCAGGCAGCGCCUAUAAGUUCCGAGUAGCGCUUGCGUCUUCGGCACGUGCUGAGUUGCAGGUUUUCUUCAACGAUAAGGACAGGGGUGUUCCUCACUUCGCCACUGGACUGAUCGGCAGGGACAACGCCGUAGCAAGGCACGGGAUCCAUGGGCUAUACUGGCUGUUCAACAUCAAUGUGGAUAGUGCCUGGCUUGUCCAAGGGAUGAACACAAUCUACCUGAAGCAGCCCAGGAACCAGAGCCCGUUUCAGGGGCUGAUGUAUGACUACUUGCGAUUGGAGGGACCGUGUGGUUGCUAAUAUGUUCUGCACCAACUAGCUGAUAGUUAUUGUGAAAAUACAACUGUAUUCGCUAUAUGACUCCAAAUGCCUAUGAUUGGAGAAGUGUAACAUUGUGGAGUUACAUAGCUUAGGCUAGUUGAGUUUUCUCAUUUGUCCGACCAUUCAGUCUAAGCUGAGUAGCUGACCUAGCUUGUCUUACCUAGUUUCUGUGCACUUUUCAAGUAGAGAGUUGCAAUGACCUAGUAUGGAUACGUAUUUAUGUAUUAGUUAGCAGUAUCAUCCAUCCUCUAAUACGCACUGGUUAAUUCUAUUCUUUUUGUAUGGUGCGAA
This is a messenger RNA of Panicum hallii, 2929 nucleotides long. RefSeq names its product probable rhamnogalacturonate lyase B. Gene Ontology annotation, biological process: carbohydrate metabolic process. The record is from RefSeq and is a predicted model, not a curated record. NCBI's taxonomy places the organism in Eukaryota, Viridiplantae, Streptophyta, Magnoliopsida, Poales, Poaceae. The transcript has 17 exons. Gene Ontology annotation, molecular function: carbohydrate binding; catalytic activity. The coding region runs from base 635 to 2617 and encodes 660 amino acids.